AUGCCUCGCAUCGAGUUCGAGCCAAAACUCGACUUCAAGGACGUGCUCCUACGUCCGAAGCGCUCGACACUCAAAAGUCGUGCCGAUGUGGACCUGGACCGCGAGUACAUCUUCCGCAACUCCAAAGCCACCUACACCGGCGUCCCCGUCGUCGCUUCCAACAUGGACACCGUCGGAACGUUCGAGAUGGCCAGCGCGUUGAACAACCACAAGAUGUUCACCACGAUCCACAAGCACUACUCGGUCGAUGAAUGGAAAGCGUUCGCCGCUUCUGCCGCUCCAGGAACCUUCGAUAACCUCGCCAUCUCUUCUGGAAUCUCCGAGAACGAUUGGAACAAACUCAGUGAGGUCAUCAAGGCUCUCCCACAACUCAAAUACAUCUGUCUCGAUGUUGCUAACGGCUACUCGGAAUCCUUCGUUGACUUCAUCCGCCGCGUUCGUGAGGCUUAUCCAAAGCAUACGAUUAUGGCUGGGAACGUGGUCACAGGUGAGAUGGUCGAAGAGCUCAUCUUGUCUGGAGCCGACAUCGUCAAGGUCGGAAUCGGACCGGGAUCCGUGUGCACCACUCGCAAGAAGGCCGGAGUUGGAUAUCCACAGCUGAGCGCUGUGCUGGAAUGCGCUGAUGCCGCUCACGGACUCAACGGCCAUGUGAUGAGCGACGGAGGUUGCAGUAACCCUGGAGACGUCGCCAAAGCCUUCGGAGCUGGAGCCGAUUUCGUCAUGAUCGGUGGCCUAUUCGCUGGACACGACCAAAGUGGAGGAGACCUAAUUGAGAGCAACGGAAAGAAGUACAAGCUCUUCUACGGUAUGAGCUCGGACACCGCCAUGAAGAAACAUCACGGAUCCGUCGCUGAGUACCGCGCAUCUGAAGGAAAGACUGUCACCAUCCCAUACCGCGGAGAUGUCAACGGAACCGUUCAGGACAUUCUCGGAGGCAUCCGCUCGGCUUGCACCUACACCGGAUCCAAGCAGCUGAAGGAGCUCGCCAAGAGAGCCACAUUCAUUCGUGUCACUCAACAGACGAAUGAUAUGUAUGUGCCAUUCGAGGUACCAACUAUCCCAAGUCAAUCUAAAUAG
Caenorhabditis briggsae is the source of this 1077-nucleotide messenger RNA. Gene Ontology annotation, cellular component: GMP reductase complex. NCBI's taxonomy places the organism in Eukaryota, Metazoa, Nematoda, Chromadorea, Rhabditida, Rhabditidae. The coding region runs from base 1 to 1077 and encodes 358 amino acids. The transcript has 2 exons. The record is from RefSeq and is a predicted model, not a curated record. Gene Ontology annotation, biological process: nucleotide metabolic process. Gene Ontology annotation, molecular function: GMP reductase activity.